Chaetomium fimeti is the source of this 1455-nucleotide messenger RNA. RefSeq lists its product as uncharacterized. The transcript has a single exon. The record is from RefSeq and is a predicted model, not a curated record. Bases 358 to 1455 code for a protein of 365 amino acids. Gene Ontology annotation, biological process: spindle assembly. Lineage: Eukaryota; Fungi; Ascomycota; Sordariomycetes; Sordariales; Chaetomiaceae. Gene Ontology annotation, cellular component: cytosol; HAUS complex.
CGGAUCCAGAAACGGUUCAACUCAACUUACACCGUCAACCGUCACUCUCACGAUUAAGUCAGGAGUUGAGUAAGGGGCUUCACUAUACGGAGGACCAAAUCUUAGAUGCUGUGUUCAACUAACUGAAGGUUAUGCUUGAAGUAGUAGGAAAUGCGCAUCAUUUUCCGCAGUUCCUAUACUUCUUAAUUUCGGGUUUGAGUUUGAGACAAACCAUCAACACCACUCACCCAACUCGAUCAUCAUCAGGUGGUCAUCUCGAUCCCUUAUCCGGAAGUCAACAAUAUAUCCCCAAUUUGAACCUCCGAUAAGGUCGUGCAGUCAUCCACACCUUCAUCGCGCACACUUCACGAGAGCAACAUGGCUCAUCUACCCCCCAACGCCGCCAUCUUCUCACCCUCAGUGGCCCGCGCGGCUGCCUCAGCCGCCAAAGACUGGUCUUAUGUUGAUGGAUGGCUGCAACGCAAGUUCCCCAACGGCGGCCCUCCCCCGUUUGAGCGCAAUGCCGAUACAUUGCGCGUCCUGCUCGCCCUAGCCUCCGCCAACGAAACAGCAGAUGAGGAACGCACCCUCAUCGCCCGUCUCGAGGCCGAGACUCUCGACCAACUCCGCGCCCACGAGGAAUCAGCAAGCCAAAAAGGGGGGGACAACACCAACGCUAACACCCUCGACUCGGCCCGGGAAGCAAUCCUCGCCGCCCUCGAAGCCUCACUCCCUCGGGAAGGCCAAACCGCGCUCACCGCCCUAGCGGCGCUCGCACUACAGACCAACACCCCCCUCCCAACGCCAGCCGGCCUCGGCGCCGAACUCAUCACCCUCUCCACCACCGCCUCCACGCUCGAGCAAACCACCGCCCGCAUCCACACCCUCACAGCCCACCUCGCGCGCGAAGCCACCGCAACAGCCCACCUCGCCGCCGAGCUCCGCCCACCCUCACCCCCGCACCCGCACCACCCUAACCAUCCCGACGACAACAAGGACAACAACAACCAGACCAACCCCCCAUCAUCAUCAUCUAACAACCCCCCGCACCAACCGCGCGCCGAAACAGGCUACCACCCGCCCGCGGACCUCGCCCUGCAGAACCUCUCCCUGCAACGCCAAAUCAAGACCCUCACCACGCGCAUCCCCGAACUGCGCGACAAAGCCGCCGCCAUAGCCCGCUCAUCAUCCAACAACAACACCACCAACAACAGGGGCGGGACCCGCCCCUCACCCAGCCUAGCCGACGUGCGGCGGGAGGAGGAGGCCUACGCGGCGCUGCUGGCGGCGAAGCGGGAGCUGGACGCGCAGGUGCAGGCAUUUGCGGGCCUGCCGCCGGACGCGGAGCUGGCGCGGCAGGAGCUGGAGGGGUUGAGGGGGGAGCUGCGGCGGAUGACGGUGCGGCGGGACGAGGUGUUUGAGGGGCUGGUGGAGAGGGAGACGCCGAGGAAGAGGGGGGGGAGUGUGAGGAGGUAG